AAAGCCAAAAUUGGAAUUGACCCAAGUGGGCCCUUUAUGGUCCCUUACCAUACUAAACCUCGCCACAUGGCACGACCUCAUUCUGCCGACCCAUUCCCAUCCUCUCCAAAACCCCCUUCCCACCACACAACGGUGGCUCGGUGGCUCUGGCUCACCUCCUCCACCACCUUCAUGGAAUCAAGUGUUGAUGAACUCGUCGGUGACCUCGACGACCUCAGCUUCACCUCUACAGCAACUACUUCCACCACUGCUACUGCCUCUGCCCCCGAAACAAGUUCGGGCCCUGAACUGUCCACCCCUAAUAAUAAGCGCCGCCAUGCCACUCCAUCAGACCCUCGUUGGGAUGCCAUCCAAAGAAUAAAAUCCGAUGGCAAUGUGCUAUCCCUCACCGACUUCCGCCUCAUCCGCCGCCUUGGCUGCGGUGACAUCGGGAGCGUCUACCUAGUGGAGCUUAAAGACACCAACACAACCAAUUGUUUGUUUGCUGCCAAAGUGAUGGACAAAAAGGAAUUAGUGAGCAGAAACAAAGAAAGUAGAGCAAGAGUAGAAAGAGAAAUAUUGCAUCUUUUGGACCAUCCUUUUCUGCCAACUCUUUACGCCAUACUGGACUGUCCCAGGUGGUCUUGUCUGUUGACUGAAUUCUGCCCCGGCCACGACCUCCACGUCCUCCGUCAAAAGCAACAGGAAAAACGAUUCCAGGAAAACGCUGUCCGGUUCUAUGCAUCGGAAAUUGUGGUUGCGCUAGAGUACUUGCACAUGAUGGGGAUAAUCUACCGUGAUCUCAAGCCUGAAAACGUCUUAGUAAGAUCGGACGGUCACAUCAUGCUGACAGAUUUUGACCUCUCCUUAAAGAGCGAUGAUUCCACAUCAACGGCUAUCCUGGUUUCCGAUCAACCCACAUCAACGGCUAAUCCGACGGCUGACGCACCUCCAUUUGGUAACUCAUCAUGCAUGUUACCAAAUUGCAUGGUACCGGCAGUCUCAUGCUUCCACCCCGGACUAAGGCGGAGAAAGAAGUCAUCCUACGGCGGGGCUCUAGACAUUGUGGCGGAGCCAAUUGAUGUCCGCUCGAUGUCAUUCGUCGGGACCCAUGAGUACUUGGCGCCGGAGAUUGUGUCGGGGGAGGGACAUGGCAAUGCAGUGGACUGGUGGACAUUAGGCAUAUUCAUAUUUGAAAUGUUCUAUGGUGUGACACCAUUUAAAGGGGUUGAUAAUGAGCUAACCCUGGCUAAUAUCGUGGCUCGAGCCCUCGAGUUCCCUAAGGAACCAUCGGUGCCUGGACCGGCUAAGGACUUAAUUGCACAACUUUUGGUGAAGGACCCCGUCCGGCGGAUGGGGUCUACAAUGGGGGCUGCAGCUAUCAAGCGGCACCAAUUCUUUGAUGGGGUUAAUUGGGCAUUAUUGAGAUGUACAAAACCACCUUAUGUUCCCCUGCCGGUGAGUUACCAGCAAUUAGCCACAGCAGAUAACAGUACCGACAAUUCUGUGGAAUAUUACUAAUAGAAUCAAUAUCCCCCUAUAUGGGAUUAUUAUUUUAUUUUAUUGGCUCAUUAGGGAUUAUUUUGUUCCAAAAAAAUCAUAAUCCAUAUAAGCUUUUGUCUUAUAAUUAUAAUUUAUGAUCAUUCGUUUUAGUUUAAUAUAUUAUAAUAGUUUUU
This is a messenger RNA of Rubroshorea leprosula, 1655 nucleotides long. Lineage: Eukaryota; Viridiplantae; Streptophyta; Magnoliopsida; Malvales; Dipterocarpaceae. The record is from the annotation of a GenBank genome assembly.